AUCCACGACUGAAUUUUCCCAGCUCCAUUCCCAGCCAUCCAGGAAGGACCAUCCCCAUCCCCAUCGGAUCCCAAAAUCACCCAAAUUCACCGAGAACGAGCAUCUGGCUUCUCCCAGCUCUGUGGGGCCGAGGCACAACCUCGCGCUUUGAAUAAUUUCCGACCGAAGGCAAUAAAAGGCAAAGAUUCGACUCAUUCAGCUGCAGAACAACAGGAAAUGAGAGGCCCAGGGCUGAAGAUCCUCCUGUCACCACCUGGUUUGAGCCCUGGAGUGGUGGAGGCUCCGUGAUCCCAGGAUGGGCUCCGGCGCUUGGCUCCGGCUGCUCCUCGCCCUCGGAGCUCUUUGGGGGAUCGGAGCCAGGGAAAAGGUGCUGGGAACCUUGGGAAAGGCAACGCUCCUGCAGAUCCCGCACCAACUCCAGGAACACACCCUGGACUUCGGGGAAGCCUCCUGGAAAAGAUCCACAGAGGAGCCGCAGAGGAAGAAAUUCCUGCUGAAGUUUUCCGGCGGGAAUUACACGGAGUUCGAGCCGGCGCGGAUGCGCUUCCACACGCUGGACUUUUCCCUGGAAAUCCUCAACACCAGCCGGGAGGACGGGCAGCUCUACGAGUACAGCGUCAGCAAGGGGUCGGUGGAGGAGGUCUGGCAGAUCCAGCUGGAAGUGUUCGAGCCGGUGGCCGAUCCCAGCAUCCAGAUCCUCCAUCAGGAGUUGUCCAACGGCAGCUGCUCCCUCACCCUCCUCUGCACCUCGGAGCGGGGCGAUGAGGUUUCCUACAGCUGGGACAGUCGGGACAAUGGGACCUGGGGGAUCUGCUCCGGGAACGGCAGCUUCCUGAACCUCUCCUAUUCCCUGCGGAGCGCGAGCUUUGGAUGCGUCUGCACUGCCAGGAAUCCCGUGAGCAGCCGGGAUGUGGCCUUCAACUCUUCCCAGUGCGGCUCCGAGCAGCCCGGUGACCCCGGGCUGAGGACGGAGCUCUGCGUGCUGCUGGUGGGGCUCGGUGCCGUCAUCGCCAUCGUCUUUGCGGCCAUCGUCAUCUUCAGGGCCACCCACUUGGCCAAACGUGACCAGGACCCCUCCUGGCCAGUCCCGGACCACUCCCAGGUCACUCCGGCCAGCACCAGCCCCACCAUCUACGCCCAGGUGCAGAGGGUGCAGAAGCCCAAAGGGACCGUCCCCAUCGCCGCCUCCUCCUCCUGCACCACCAUCUACGCCGUGGCCACCGGGCCACCCCCGGCCCCCGACGGAGCCCCCCGGUCCCCGGCAGGGUCCCCAACCCCGCGGGGACACCCCCCGCUGUCCCAGGAGCCCACAACGGUUUAUGCCAGCGUGACUCUUCCCGUGGCCUGAGCUUCUCUGGGAUCUGCGUUCCUGGCCAGAUUCUCCUGCUGAUCCCUGGGGAAUCCCUUGGGGAUCCCUUGGGAAUCCCUGAGGAAUUGGGGGAAAAACUCUCCGGAGUGGGCGGCGUGUCCGACGCGGUGGCCGGAGCGGUGCGGGAUGGUCAAGCAAGGGCUUGGACAUGGGCAAGGAACCUCCCCUGGGUGUGGGGGAGGAAUUCCAGCAGGAUCCUGGAGCGGUGGGAGAAGGGAGAGAGGCUCUGGAUCCACCUCGGAGCUGGGAAGGAGGGAGGAUCCUGACGGGAAGGGUCAUUCCCGCUCCUGCGGCCCCGGGAAAGGCGUCCAGGAGCGGAUUUGGACUCGGACCUCAUCCCUGUGGAAUUUCACGCCAGGAUCUCAUCCCGUGGUCCUGAUUCCCCAAGGGAGCCCACGGGGACUUCAAAGUGGAAAAAUGAGAAGUUGGUUUUAUUUUUUGGGCUCUGGAAUGAGUGAAAUGAAUGAUUUUGGCCCAAGGAGUGAGGAAUUUCAGCAACCCCUCUGUGGGAGAAGCCACGUCCCAUCGGACUUCCCCAUUCCCAUCCUUUCCCACAGAUUUUAUGGGAACAGGUGAGGUUGUCCCUGGUGGAAUUAAAGCUGAAUUUAGGGCUGAGAGGGGGCCUGGCCACCCCCUGCCCCAAUUCCCUGUGGGAAUAUCCAGUGUGGGAAUGCUGAGGGGCCAGGGCUGAGCAAUCCAACCCUGCCCCAAUUUUGGCGAUUUUAUAACCCCAAAACGUCUCAGGUGUCCGCAGCUCCGAGCCCGUGGAUUGUGACGGAGGGGAAGGAAAAUAAAUUGGGAAUAAAA
Molecule: messenger RNA, 2176 nt
Organism: Corvus hawaiiensis (hawaiian crow)
Lineage: Eukaryota; Metazoa; Chordata; Aves; Passeriformes; Corvidae
Gene: SLAMF1
Product: signaling lymphocytic activation molecule family member 1
Exons: 8
Coding region: 296-1348 (350 amino acids)
Source: RefSeq, a predicted model, not a curated record